AGUCAAUUAUUUCACAACACUACACCUUAACCUCACAAAAGUAAAUAAACGGGCAAAGAUUGUGGAGUGACUGAACACGGAAAAAUGAUUAUAAAAAGGUUGUAUCAACCACUUGUGACACAGAUACGGGGCUGUCAUCACGGGAAAAAUAUUCUGAGCCUAAGCGACAGAGGAUUUUUUCAGGCUCUAUUUCCCGGCAAUGCUGAACCAGAAAUUCGGAAACGUUUCAUCACAAAACCGCAAACCAUUUAUGCUGGAUUCGAUCCAACCGCUGACAGUUUGCAUGUUGGCAACUUAUUGGUCAUAAUGGGUCUCAUUCAUUGCCAAAGAGGAGGACAUCAACCGAUUGCUUUGUUAGGCGGUGCCACUGGCCGAAUCGGCGAUCCAUCUGGACGUAAUUCCGAACGGAGUCUUAUGGAUGUAUCGAGUGUGGAACACAAUUUGAGUGCAAUCCAAAGGCAAAUCGAGACGAUAUUCGAAAAUCAUGAAAAGUUUUUCUGGAACAAGAAAUCGGCAGCACCGGCACUUAGUAGAGUCAAGAUUGUUAAUAAUGCUGAUUGGUAUCGGAAUUUAAGCGUCGUUGGGUUUAUUGCAAACAUUGGCCGGCAUUUUCGUUUAGGAGAUAUGAUUACGAUGUCAUCUGUUCAACAGCGUCUUCAGGGAGAUGGAAUGAGCUUCACCGAAUUCACGUAUCAAGUCUUUCAGGCUUACGAUUGGUUGCACUUGCUUAAAGAGCACGACUGCCGAUUCCAGCUUGGGGGAAGUGAUCAAAUGGGAAAUUUGGUAGCAGGUCACAGACUCAUCGGUCGUACUGCCAAAAAGUCAGUUUACGGAUUAACUUUGCCAUUAAUAACGAACGAGGAGGGUAACAAAUUUGGAAAAUCUGCUGGAAAUGCCAUUUGGUUGGACCAGGACAAAACAUCACCAUUUUCGUUCUAUCAGUUCUUCAUACGAAUAGCUGAUUCUGAAGUUGAGAAUCUUCUAAAAUUGCUCACGUUACUGCCACUGAAAGAAAUCGACGAAAUUAUGGUUCAACACAAACAGGUUCCUGAGCUCAGACAAGCUCAGCGAAAGUUAGCUCAACAAAUCACUUUACUUGUACAUGGAGAAACCGGACUUCAGAAGGCCGAAGCAAUUUCAUCGGCAUUGUAUAAAGGGAGUGUGGACGCUCUGGGAAAACUGAAUCUAAAUGAAGUAAAGGAAUGUUUUGCAGGAGCUGCUUUAUGUGAAAUUCUACCCGCACCAGGAAUGACAAUUUUAGAGGCUGCAAUGAAAUGCAAAUGCUUUGCAAGCGAACGCGACGCUAUGAGAAUAAUCACUGCCGGUGGAUUUUACAUCAACCAGAAUCAAACGAAGAAUAUUGCUGAGGUUCUAUCACCUUCCGUACAUGUGCUAGAAAAUGGAUUGACACUGUUUAGAGUAGGCAAAAAGAACUACUACAUUGUGACUUGGCUGUAGUAAACCAGUAAAUAAACCGAAGACAGAAACACCGUUCCUUUAUAUUA
Molecule: messenger RNA, 1505 nt
Organism: Bradysia coprophila
Lineage: Eukaryota; Metazoa; Arthropoda; Insecta; Diptera; Sciaridae
Product: tyrosine--tRNA ligase, mitochondrial-like
Biological process (GO): tyrosyl-tRNA aminoacylation
Cellular component (GO): cytosol; mitochondrion
Molecular function (GO): ATP binding; tyrosine-tRNA ligase activity; RNA binding
Source: RefSeq, a predicted model, not a curated record